UCCUCUCCUUUUUCUCUCCUCGGCGCCUUCCUUCCCUUCCUUCCGCCGGACUUUCAGUCUCUCAACUCCGGCGAGGCUGGAGGGAGCGGGAGCGGGGAGGAAGCCAGCCCGGCUCCUCUCCGCGGCAGAGGAAGAGCAAGAGCAGGACGAGGAAGAGGAAGAGGAGGAAGCAGAGGGGAGAGACUCCAAGAGGAUGUGGCUCCUUGCCGUGGCCACAACUUUCUGGGGAUUGUGCCUGCCGCCAGGGUUUGCUUUGCAAAUACAGUGUUAUCAGUGUGAGGAAUUUCAGCUGAAUAAUGACUGCUCGUCCCCAGAGUUUAUAGUGAAUUGCACCGUGAAUGUCCAAGACAUGUGUCAGAAGGAAGUAAUGGAGCAAAGUUCAGGGAUCCUGUAUCGCAAGUCCUGCGCAUCCUCUGCAGCUUGCCUCAUGACCUCUGCCGGAUACCAGACUUUCUGUACUCCAGGGAAAAUAAACUCUGUUUGUAUAAGCUGCUGCAAUACUCCACUCUGCAAUGGGCCGAGGCCAAAGAAGAGGGGAAACUCUGGCACCAUGCCCAGGGCUGGUGUCUUAACAACCGUGCUGCUCUCCGGCUUGGCAUUUCUAUCACCGGUACACUGCUAAACCCUAAUGGAAGAGUCCGUUGGUCACAUCAUUUGUCCUGUGUUAUUUCCUCCAAAGACACAGCUGGUUUCCAUUGUGAUGUUGCUGUUUGUAUCCAGAUGCAGAAAGAAGAGAUACAUUUUGGAGAGAGAGAAAAAUAUCAGCAACUUUCUUAGCGAAGGAAUAUAUAUAUAGUUGUCUGAAUUUCCAGUAUGCACUUUAAAAAACAAAACAAAAAUCAACACUCUUUCAUGUAGAUCCCAUAUCCAUUCAUGUUACUGGAAACAAGCAUUUAAACUAGGAGGCUACAACCUGCAGGCUGUAACCCCUUGGCUUGUUUGUUUUUAAUUUUCCAUUUUUUCGCAUAUGGUGUACCAUCUG
This is a messenger RNA of Anolis sagrei ordinatus, 982 nucleotides long. It is a transcript of the gene LYPD1, whose product is annotated as LY6/PLAUR domain containing 1. Gene Ontology annotation, biological process: acetylcholine receptor signaling pathway. Lineage: Eukaryota; Metazoa; Chordata; Lepidosauria; Squamata; Anolidae. The record is from RefSeq and is a predicted model, not a curated record. Gene Ontology annotation, molecular function: acetylcholine receptor inhibitor activity.